AUCCCCGCUGGAUAUAUUUCCCGUGAUGCUCCGCGCGGACGAGCAGCAAGAUGGCGGACGCUCUGGAUGAAUUUGAGAAAGAAGCUGGAUGCGUCCCGAUUCUUCAUCCUGAGGAAAUUAAACCCCAGAGUCACUAUAACCAUGGCUACAGCGAGAGCGUUAGCCGCAAGAGUCAUGUGGACGACUACAGCACUUGGGACAUUGUCAAAGCCACCCAGUAUGGCAUUUUCGAGCGGUGUCGUGAGCUGGUGGAGGCCGGAUAUGACGUGCGUCAGCCGGAUAAAGAAAACGUGACACUUCUACAUUGGGCGGCGAUCAACAACCGCGUAGACCUGGUCAAAUAUUACAUAUCUAAAGGGGGCGUAGUGGAUCAGCUGGGAGGAGAUCUCAACUCCACGCCGCUGCACUGGGCUACAAGACAGGGGCAUCUGUCCAUGGUGGUGCAAUUAAUGAAAUACGGGGCAGAUCCAUCUCUGAUCGACGGGGAGGGCUGUAGCUGUGUGCACCUGGCCGCUCAGUUUGGACACACUUCGAUUGUGGCCUACCUCAUUGCUAAGGGACAGGAUGUGGAUAUGAUGGAUCAGAAUGGAAUGACCCCUUUGAUGUGGGCGGCGUAUCGGACACACAGCGUUGACCCGACGCGUCUGCUGCUGACGUUUAACGUGUCUGUGAAUCUGGGUGAUAAGUAUCAUAAGAACACAGCUCUGCACUGGGCCGUUCUGGCAGGAAACACCACCGUCAUCAGUCUGCUGCUGGAGGCCAAUGCUAACGUCGAUUCACAAAACAUUAAGGGCGAGACGCCGCUGGAUUUGGCCAAACAGAGGAAAAACGUGUGGAUGACAAAUCACCUGCAGGAGGCCAGGCAGGCCAAAGGUUACGACAGCCCGUCGUACCUGAAACGACUCAAAAUGGACAAGGAGUUCAGGCAGAAGGUGAUGUUGGGAACUCCAUUCCUCGUGAUUUGGUUUGUGGGAUUCAUCGCUGAUCUGGACAUCGACUCGUGGCUCAUUAAGGGUGGGAUGUAUGUAGCUGUGUGGCUUGUUGUGCAGUUCCUCUCCAAGUCUUUUUUUGAUCACUCCAUGCAUAGUGCUCUUCCUCUGGGCAUCUAUCUGGCCACUAAGUUCUGGAUGUACAUCACCUGGUUUUAUUGGUUUUGGAACGAUCUCCCAUUCGUCACCGUCCACCUGCCCUUCCUGCUCAACAGUCUCGCUCUCUUCUACAACUUCGGCAAGUCCUGGAAGUCUGACCCUGGCAUUAUCAAAGCAUCUGAGGAGCAGAAGAAGAAGACUAUAGUUGAGUUGGCAGAAACCGGCUGUCUGGAUCUCAGUAUAUUCUGCAGCACCUGUUUGAUACGAAAGCCAAUCAGAUCGAAACACUGCGCGGUGUGCAAUCGAUGUAUCGCCAAGUUUGAUCAUCACUGCCCAUGGGUGGGCAACUGUGUAGGAAGUGGAAACCAUCGUUACUUCAUAGGCUACUUAUUCUUCCUGUUGUGUAUGAUCUGUUGGAUGAUAUACGGCUGUAUUUGCUAUUGGAGGAUUCACUGUGCUACGAGCUACACUAAAGACGGCUUUUGGAUGUACAUCACUCAGAUCGCCACCUGCUCGCCGUGGAUGUUCUGGAUGUUUCUCAACAGCGUGUUUCACUUCAUGUGGGUCGCUGUGCUCAUCAUGUGCCAGCUUUAUCAGAUCGCUGUUCUGGGCAUCACUACAAAUGAGAGAAUGAACGCCAGGCGAUACAAGCACUUUAAAGUUACAGCCACAUCCAUCGAGAGCCCAUUCAAUCACGGCUGUAUGAGGAACCUCAUCAAUUUCUUUGACCUGAGGUGCUGCGGUCUGCUUCGGCCUGUGGCGGUGGACUGGACCUCUCAGUACACAAUAGAUUACGACCAGACGUCCGGCUCGGGAUACCAGCUGGUGUAGCGUGAAGGAGCGAGCGAGCGAGCGAGCGAGAGAGAGAGAGAGAGAGAGAGAGAGAGAAAGAAAGAAAGAAAAGGGGAGAGGUUUUCCUCACAGAGAGACUCCAAACCUCAUCCCGAUACGUCAGGAUACGCAUGCUGUUAUCGGUUACCAUCACCACCUGCCCACCGCGACCAGCCCCCCUCCCCCUGCCGUAGACGGCACUGAGACGCAGGGUUGAGAGGAACAGGAAGAGGAGUUUAAUGACAUCAGAGGCACACAGCGUAUGCAGUAAAACAAACGGAAGUAACUCCUCCGCUGGACAGAAGAAACGGUUUUGGGUUCGCACAUCGAAUGCUUUUCGGUUGUUACUUUUAUGUUUGUUUCCUGUGAAUCCUUUUCUGUUGCAUUUCUCAUUUUAAGGUCCUGGGACAACCUGGAACUCUACAGGACAUGAAAUUUAACAGCGCAAGGCGGUGUUUUUAAAGGGUCAGUUCACCCAAAAAUAAACAAAAACUAAAUUACUUCAAAAUUUCUCUUGUGCUCCAUUGCUGUUUAUUUUUGGGUGAAUUGUCUCGAGUUCAUCUGAUCAUGAUUCUUUAUGAUGUUUUGCUACACAGACAUCAUACAGACCCAUGUUUACAUGACUAGACAGGUGCCCUUUUAAAUAAUGUGAUGUAAACAUAUUUAUUUUAACCUAUUUAUAGAGUAUUUUUCAAAGAGUAAUUAUGGUACCAUGUGGUCAUUUUACAUAUGUUUUUAAACAUAUAUGUACAUUUGCAGCAUGUUCAAUAGUUUAGAUAGCUGAAUGUCAUGAAACCGGUCAAAAACAUGUCCGACUAAUAUUUUACCCCCAAAUCAAAAGAAAGAUGCAAGACAUUAUAUUUUGCAAAGAGAAAAUCGAGCUUUUAUGAACAGCCGUUCAAAGCCUAAUUGUAAUGAAUUAAUUCAUCUGGUUUUUAUUUCAGUAUUGGGAAUAUUGAAUUAUGCUGAUUUAAAUGACAGUAAUAAGAAUCUAAAGGGAAUCACAUUUUCGAAACAAGCUUAAUUUUCCUUUUUUUAUUUGGGGGUGAAAUAUUAAUCAUGUCACGCUUUUGACCGAUUAUGUGAGAUUCAGGAUUGAAAAGAAAUAACACACUCAUAUGUGAAACUCUAUAUUUAUUAAAUAUGUGUAGUUUUAGUAAGUGUCUACAUUGUAGUUGGAUCUGAUAGUUCGUUUCUUUUAUUUUUUGGUGGCAACUUUGCCUCAAACAAUGCACUGAUCUUUUUUCCUCGUCGAUAAAGAAUCGAGCUCAAUUUCCCGCCAACCCUCCAAGGGAUGGUCAGAAUCGAGAGGAAGCUCCUCCUCCUUUUCCUCUCCUGCAUUUCCUCUUCCUGCGUGUGGCGUUGUCAUAGCAGCAGCCGACGGGAUAAACUCAUGUAAAGAAUGUGCAUCUGUACAUAAACCGAUAAGAUUGAUUUCCGUGAGUGACUUUUCGUUUGUUUUUAUUAUGUCUGUGUUAGUUGAAGCUGCUCCACGUUUUCUUUUUUAUCUUACCAAAAUGCGGCGAAAAAAUGGACUAUGAUUAUGAGUUUAUGUGGCUUUUAGUGACGUCUGCCACUGCUGUGUAUAGACCUCUUUUACCCUGCAAGUCUCCACUGCAUGUGUAAAGGCCGGACCUGUGGCCGUUACCAUAGUGACCACUCCUCCCAUCCCAGAGACAUCUGUAAAUAGUGAAUGUUCGGUAUUUGCAAGUGUAUUUUUUUCUUAUUUUUUUAUCCAAUGUGUGUAGCGUUAUUGCGUAUCCCUUGGUCUGCGGAUGCUCUGCAGAUGUAUUAUAUCUGAAUGUUUCCACUCUCAUCCAUUUAUCUGAAGAGUUUUUUUUGUAUGUUUCAUUGCUGGGUUUCUUGUACCCUUGGAUGUACAAAUUGUAAAGCAAGCGGCAGUACAGUAGACGCAAGAAACUGUCACGACGUAACGUGAUGACAUCAAGAGGACGCCACGCAUCAUCACUAAUGGACCUAUGGAGGAGCCCCAUACUGUAAUACCUUAAUUAGGCAUAGUAACCUUCAUCCUGGGGAAGAGAAUAUAUGCGUGACACUGUUUUUACACCAUAUAUACAGUAUCCGCUUUGUUGUUUCCUAUGCCGGCUGUUUCCCCACCGUGUGAAAAGCACAUGCUCAUCUCCAGUGCCUCAGCUGAGAUCAGGACAUCACCUUAACUCUGCUUCACAUGUAAACUUAUUGGGCAUGGUUCAAUUUUAAUGGCUUUAUUAAUAAAACGUUUAAAGGUGA
This is a messenger RNA of Triplophysa rosa, 4169 nucleotides long. It is a transcript of the gene zdhhc17, whose product is annotated as zinc finger DHHC-type palmitoyltransferase 17. The transcript has 17 exons. Gene Ontology annotation, biological process: protein palmitoylation. The record is from RefSeq and is a predicted model, not a curated record. NCBI's taxonomy places the organism in Eukaryota, Metazoa, Chordata, Actinopteri, Cypriniformes, Nemacheilidae. Gene Ontology annotation, cellular component: Golgi membrane. Gene Ontology annotation, molecular function: palmitoyltransferase activity; protein binding. Bases 51 to 1919 code for a protein of 622 amino acids.